AUGAGCGCAUCUCAGUUUAUAAAGUGUGUGACAAUCGACGAUGGAGCUGUUGGGAAGACCUGCAUGCUUAUUUCUUACACCAACAACACUUUCCCCACUCAAGGCCGCCUACAUCCACCAACCGCAUCCACCCAUCGAUGCCCUUCCACCGUCGUUGCAAAUCAGUUAGAAGAAGAAGAGAGGGUGGGGUUAGGGUCGUUUUUUCUCAUCCUGACGCAGACUAAGUCGGAGGAUGAGAUGUCAUCGUCUGAAAUCUUUGAGCUUCCUUUGAUGUGUUAUUGAAAGCAAUUGAUGGUGGGAGGAUCAAGCAUAGUCAUUGAAGGCUAACUAGUGGUGACUGUUUGUGUAUGUGGAAUGUGUGUAUGUAUCUGCGUGUAUUGGGAGUGUGUGUAUGUUUUUUAUGGUGAUCAGGGGGAGGACGGAGAGAGAGAGAGAGAGAGAGAGAGAGAGAGAGAGAGAGAGAGAGAGGUGAGA
Messenger RNA from Lactuca saligna, 474 nucleotides. Lineage: Eukaryota; Viridiplantae; Streptophyta; Magnoliopsida; Asterales; Asteraceae. The record is from the annotation of a GenBank genome assembly.